AUGAGUCACUUAAAGUUCAAAAGCAUCGAGGUUGAGGAGACAGGAAAACGACUUGUUGAUCCUCUCACUUUUAAGAUUCAACUGGCAUGCGCUGAGGAGAUAAAAAGUGGAGUGGAGUUUACUGUCUUAUACAACAUGGAUGUGCACUCAGACAAGAACGACCAAGUGCUUUCUGAGAUUGAAGUUGCGCCUAUUCCGAAGGGAAAGGUGGAGUUUACGAUUGAGGCAGAUGCACCCAACGUGGAUCUUAUUCCACUCAACAAACUGUUUGGCUUGACAAGUAUUCUUAUAGUCGGGAAGUAUAAGGGACAACAAUUUGUAAGGAUCGGAUAUAUAGUUGAUGUGAGCUAUCCGGGCAUUCCCAGCAGCUUACUGGAGAAUAACGAGCAAGGAGAUGAUUCUGAAGAAAUUACGGAGGAGGAGGAUGUUGAUGAAGAAGACAUUGAUGAGGAUGAAGAUGAUAUAGAAGACGAAGGAGAUGAAGAUGAAGACGGAUCAGAGGAUUUGGAAGACAGUGAAGGCGACAAAAAGACAGAGGAAACAAAGACAUUGAUUGAAGAAGCAGAGCAACGAGCUAUUGAUGGAAAUAAAAGAUUAUACGGAUCUGAAGGUGAAGCAGAGGAGAUGGAAGAAGCAGUUGGAUCGGAUUCUUAUUCUGAAAUAAACAGAGAACUGAAUAUGAGCGUUGGAGAGCAUUCUAAAAAAUCUAAUGGUGAGUGUAGCGAUGUGUUUGAGUAUUGUGGAUACUCAAUUGAUAAAAAGCUGAUUGAAAUGAAAUUAAUGAUUCCACCGGUGAUAAGCUCGUUUGAAAUAAACUGGGAGGAUGAUGCUGGUGUUGAUGAUUAUCAGGACGAUGAAUCUGACAAGGAGCAUAUCUCUAAGAAACACAAAGUUGAAUAA
Molecule: messenger RNA, 900 nt
Organism: Ordospora colligata OC4
Lineage: Eukaryota; Fungi; Microsporidia; Ordosporidae
Product: gene silencing histone chaperone
Exons: 1
Coding region: 1-900 (299 amino acids)
Biological process (GO): DNA replication-dependent chromatin assembly
Cellular component (GO): nucleus
Molecular function (GO): histone binding
Source: RefSeq, a predicted model, not a curated record